AUGACUGUGGCCACCCGCGAAGUUGACGCUUGGAAUAGUUCUCUUAACAUUCCUUUGCAAGAUGAAGAUAAGGAAAUCUAUGACCUCAUCCAAAAAGAAAAGUAUAGACAGUUUUCCGGUCUGGAACUGAUUGCGUCUGAGAAUUUUACCUCUCAGGCUGUUAUGGAAGCGAAUGGAUCACCAUUGACAAACAAAUAUUCUGAAGGCCUUCCGGGUGCUCGCUAUUAUGGUGGUAAUGAAUAUAUUGAUCAGGUUGAAAAUCUAUGUCGCAAAAGAGCUUUGCAAGCUUUCCAAUUGAAUCCCGAAGAGUGGGGUGUAAAUGUACAACCUUAUUCUGGAAGUACCGCAAAUUUCUGUGCUUUAACAGCUCUGCUUCGACCUCAUGAUCGAUUAAUGGGUUUAGAUCUACCUUCAGGAGGGCAUUUGACUCAUGGAUGGCAAACCUCAAAGAAAAAAAUUUCAACUUCGUCAAUAUAUUUUGAAUCCAUGCCUUAUCGAGCUAAUCCAGAAACUGGUUAUAUUGAUUAUGAUAAACUCGAAGAAAAUGCUAAUCUUUUCCGUCCCAAAUUAAUUAUCUGUGGUGCAAGUGCGUACUCACGUGAUUUUGAUUAUGUCAGACUUAGAAAGAUUGCCGAUCAACAUGAUGCAUACUUGUUGGCUGAUAUUGCUCACAUUAGUGGUUUGGUUGCAACCCGUGAAGCGAACAACCCAUUUGAAUUAUGUGACGUUGUUACGACAACUACUCACAAGACUCUAAGAGGACCGCGUGCGGGUUUGAUUUUUUUCAGAAAAAAAAAGGAUGAAUUAGAAAGUCGUGUAAACAAUGCUGUCUUCCCUUCUAAUCAAGGAGGGCCACAUAAUAAUACCAUCGCUGCUAUCGCAGUUGCCCUUAAGCAGGUAGCCACUCCUGAAUUUCAACAAUACGCAAAACAAGUUCGUGUUAAUGCUAAAGCUUUAGGUGACGCACUUAUAAGUUAUGGGUACAAAUUAGUAACUGGCGGAACUGAUAAUCAUUUGAUCCUUUGGGACUUGAAACCUGUUAAAUUAACUGGUAGUAAGGUUGAGAAAAUUUGUGACAUGGUUAAUAUAACACUCAAUAAAAAUUCUGUCCCUGGUGACGUAAACAUGGUAUCUCCGGGUGGUGUACGUAUCGGUACGCCUGCCUUGACAUCAAGAAGUUUUAAAGAACCAGACUUUGUGAAGGUGGCAGAAUAUUUGCAUCGCGUAGUACAAAUUGCCAUUAAGGUCCAGGAAAAAUCAGGUAGCAAAAUGAUGAAAGAUUUUGUUAUCGCAUGUCAAGAUGUCGAAGAAAUUUCUGCUCUGAAAAAAGAAGUAGAGGCGUUUGCCACUAAUUUUCCCAUGCCAG
Molecule: messenger RNA, 1366 nt
Organism: Racocetra persica
Lineage: Eukaryota; Fungi; Glomeromycota; Glomeromycetes; Diversisporales; Gigasporaceae
Source: the annotation of a GenBank genome assembly